AUGCCAGAGCUGGAGGUGCCACAACCACACCCAACCAUACCCCACAUCACCAGAAGAGCCAUGACCACGCCCAGCUGGCUCUACUUCACCAGCUGUGCCAUAACCUCACCCCACAUCAUCGCGGCCACACCCAACCAUGCCCAUGUUGCCAACCCAGUGCCACAGAAGAGAAGAGGGUGGGACUUGGCCAGAAGUGGUGAAAUUUGUUUCACUUUCUUUUCGGGACAUUGCCUCGUGCCCGUUGUCUUGGGGGAAAGAGCCAGCAUAGAAAAGACCCUGAGAUCCCACCUGUUCGACACCGUUAGAGAGCUGGGCGAGUCGGACUUGAAGACACUUAAAGACAAGCUGAACAAUUUCCAGCCCAAGGAAGGUUAUAACCCCAUCAAAUGGGGAGAGCUGGAAAAAGCAGGCGCCGUAGAAAUUACUCACCUGCUCAUCAGCUACUACAAGGUGGAUUACAUGGUGGAGGUGGCCAGGAAGGUGCUGGAGGACAUGGACAAGAAGAGCUUGGCACACAACCUGUUCCAGGCCACAGGGAAGGCUACAGGUGGCACCCAGCAGACCCCAGCUCCGACCAGCAGCACGCAGACAAGAGUCACAGGUGUAGCUGCCCCCAUGUCCAGGGAACACAGGCCAGGCUCAGCCAGGGCUGGAGACUCAGGUGUAGCUGACCCCAUGCCCGGGAAACACAAGCCAGGCUUGUCCAGUGAUGAAGACUCGGAUUUGUUACGUCGCUUACAAGCUUUAAAAAAUAACACCAAUGUCACGGAGCCACAGAAUGAUGUGAUGGCCCCCGCUUUGGAAACACCUCAGUGAGCCAGACCCCCUUGGGGCAUCUCUACCUCUUCCUCCAGGGAGUCUCACCAAAUGCUGAACUAAACCCUUCCCAGUUGAAGGCUUUUUUGUCACACAGCAAAAAAGAUGCCUAACACUGGCAUGAAGACCUUACCCGGCUGCUCUACCUGCUACGGACAGCCCAGGGAACCCAGAGCCUUCUCAGUCGUACCAAGUGGCCGUGAGAUUGCAUUCCAUAUUUUUAGUCAAUAAAAGGGGGCAAUUGUUUUAAUACCGAGAA
Molecule: messenger RNA, 1075 nt
Organism: Dermochelys coriacea (leatherback sea turtle)
Lineage: Eukaryota; Metazoa; Chordata; Testudines; Dermochelyidae
Product: apoptosis-associated speck-like protein containing a CARD
Exons: 7
Coding region: 1-816 (271 amino acids)
Source: RefSeq, a predicted model, not a curated record